AUGCUCCCAGCUCGCGGGCAUGUCGGAACCAGAACGAUAGUUGCUUGCUUGCCCCAGCGUGACGGCGACAGUCUGGUGCAUGUUAGCAAGCUUCCGAUGGAACCGAGCCCGGAGUUCUCAGCGGAGGAAGUGAUGUAUUACAUCCUUGAAGGGCUCAAGCACAACGACUUCCCUGAGAUAGACGCCGGGCUCAAGAGAUGCUUCGCUUUCUCCAACAACAUGUGCAGGUCGGCUGUAGGAGGAGACGACAGCAGGGCAGGAGGGACUACGGUUGAGCACUUCAUCAAGUACGCGUCCAACCCGACCUUCCAGUCCCUCGUCAGAUGCGAGAAGUACGAGCGAGAAGACAUGAACUUCCUUCCCUCCUCCCCCACUCGCGGAGCUCUCGCGACUCAGAUCGCGCAUAUAACAACCAAGAAUGGUGACAAGAGACGAUUCUUGUGGACCCUAGAGCAGGAGAGGAGGCCGCCACAGCAGGGCUGUUGGUUGAUCAGGCAGUGUUUGUACACCAAGAACGCUUUCCUCGAGACCAUUUGA
Messenger RNA from Guillardia theta CCMP2712, 537 nucleotides. RefSeq lists its product as hypothetical. The transcript has 4 exons. NCBI's taxonomy places the organism in Eukaryota, Cryptophyceae, Pyrenomonadales, Geminigeraceae. Bases 1 to 537 code for a protein of 178 amino acids. The record is from RefSeq and is a predicted model, not a curated record.